AUGCUAGAAGGCAAGGCAGUUGUUGGUGAGACUGAUAUGCUUCUGACAAUGCAACAAGAUGCUCUUGAUCAUGCAGCCAAAGCCCUUGAUUUCUUUGACGUCACAGAGGCUACUGAGAUUGCUUGUUUCAUUAAGAAGCAAUUUGAUACGGCAUAUGUACCAGGAUGGCAAUGCAUUAUAGGAACAGAUUUUGGGUCAUUUGUGACACACUGCUGUGGAUGUUUUAUUUAUUUUCAGAUUGGCAGCCUCCCAAUUUUGCUUUUUAGGGGCUCUGCUGGUCUUAAGCGGCCUUGGACACAGUGA
Molecule: messenger RNA, 303 nt
Organism: Hevea brasiliensis (rubber tree)
Lineage: Eukaryota; Viridiplantae; Streptophyta; Magnoliopsida; Malpighiales; Euphorbiaceae
Exons: 2
Coding region: 1-303 (100 amino acids)
Biological process (GO): microtubule-based process
Cellular component (GO): dynein complex
Molecular function (GO): dynein light intermediate chain binding; dynein intermediate chain binding
Source: RefSeq, a predicted model, not a curated record